Messenger RNA from Candidula unifasciata, 954 nucleotides. NCBI's taxonomy places the organism in Eukaryota, Metazoa, Mollusca, Gastropoda, Stylommatophora, Geomitridae. The record is from the annotation of a GenBank genome assembly.
AUGGAUAACUGUUCGGACACCUUUUCAAAUACUUUCAGACCUGGAAAUGUGUCUAUAUCAGUUAUUGAGACUGCUAUACUGAGUAUUUCAUUCAUCCUCAACGCUAUUAUUUUCGUCAGUAUUUGUUGCAGUCCGCGUCUGCACACAUUCUCAAAUGUAUUUGUUGCUUCACUAGCUGUCAGUGACCUUCUAUUUGCCCCAGCCUAUGGUACGUUAUCAGCAGGAAAUCUAUAUACUGUAAACACAAAUCUACAAUUGCCUUGUUCCCCAGCCUUUCUUUGCUCUAGUUUAUAUGUAGUGUCUUGCACCAUGAUCUGCAGCCGACUUUGUCAUUUGGUUAUUUCCGCUGAACGCUGGUUUUACAUCGCCUGGCCGUUCGUACAUCAAAGAGUGAUAACUUCUAAAUUAAUUAUCUGCUGUUUGAUAUGCGUAUGGUUCAUAUCGAUGUUAUCAGGCGUGCACAUAGUCACAGACUGCAGAUCCAGUCCUACAGAGUUUAUGAUUGGCUACGCUACAGUAGAUGCCGCCUUCCACUUUGUUGUAGGUGGUUUAAUGCUGACCAUUUAUGUGCACAUCGGAUUUAUCAUUCGACGUCAAAGUGUAGCUAUUCAUAAAUCGCGACUGGCAGCCAACAACAACAGAGGUGAAACCAUAUAUAAUCGAAUGACCUGGAACAUCGUUCGCAUGCCCGUUACUAUAUUCGGAACAUUCUUUUUGUUUGUGACGCCUAUUGUCAUCUUUAAUAUUUACUUUUUUGUAAGCAUCGGAAAUCCGUCUUUUAAUUAUAGUAAUUCAACGUUUGACGCUCUCAAAAUACUAGCCGUGUUUCACACCUGGGCCAACUUCUUUGUGUACGUUCUACAGGACACAGAUUUCAGGUCGGUGAUCAAAUUAUGCUGCUCAAAAAUCACAAUUGCAAUUUCCAGUGAAAGAAUUUAUCCAGUAAAUAAUUAA